Molecule: messenger RNA, 1203 nt
Organism: Apiotrichum porosum
Lineage: Eukaryota; Fungi; Basidiomycota; Tremellomycetes; Trichosporonales; Trichosporonaceae
Exons: 3
Coding region: 1-1203 (400 amino acids)
Biological process (GO): rRNA processing; nuclear-transcribed mRNA catabolic process, RNase MRP-dependent; tRNA processing
Cellular component (GO): cytosol; nucleolar ribonuclease P complex; ribonuclease MRP complex
Molecular function (GO): ribonuclease MRP activity
Source: RefSeq, a predicted model, not a curated record
AUGCCGCCAGCUGCGACGCUCCCAGGUGGGCAGACCAUCAGGCAGCAAACAAAAGCAAAGGACCGCGCGUCUGCUGACCGCAACGUUGUCAAGGCGGUUCUCUCAAACCCCCUUGCCGUGCCAUGGCCGUCGCUUCCCAACCACCUCCAGACCUCUGUCCUGGCAGCCCUCCCCCAGAUCAUUCCACCUGAAGUCUCCGACUACCAUGUCUCGCGCGCUCGCUGCUCCCGUGCCGUCAAGGUCCGCAGGAAGAAGGAGAAACAUGGCAAAGAAACCACAGUGGCGAUCGAGGAGCCGCCUGCCAAACCCGCUUCCCUCGACCACCUCGUGCUGGGUCUGAACGAGACGAUCAAGGCGCUGGAGCAUGGGAUUGAUGACCUGCGUCUGCGCAUGAUGGUCAUGACCGAUGCACUCGAGGGCGUGACCCAGACUCCAGCCACCACUCGCUUGUUGCCAACCGCUCCUCCUGCCCAACCCGAGGCUGAGACCGAAGCCUCCGCCGCUGCUGAGCCAACCACCCCGGCCUCGCCACUCGCAUUUGUCCUUGUCCCCCACCUCUCAGUCUCCCCCAUGGCACUAAUUGAGCCCCUACCGACCUACUGUGCGACCUACAACACCCUCUUGCGCCAGCACGCCCAGCUCGCCAAGGCUGUUCGCUCUCGUGUGCCUCGUCCAGACCGGUAUAUUCGCCCCGAGGGCCCCGAGAUGCGCGUCGUUCCUCUUGGUGCUCGUGAAGCCGAGAUUGCGGCCACUGUGGGGCUUCGCCGAGUAGCGGCGUUUGCCGUUAGGGCCUCCCAUCCCGCACUCGACGUGCUGGAACGGCUCCUUCCCCAGUCGAUCCUCGUGCCCCCACGUCACUCCAUCACCCUCCCCUUUCCCACCACAACCCUGCGCGUGCAUGACGGAGACGCAGCAGCAGCCCCCAAGCCCAAGACCGCAGCUCCGCUGCCCCCUAUCAACUAUUCGGCACUGCACAUCAAGGCUGUCCACACCACCGCCCCCCUGGACACCAACGGACGCAAGGCGAAGCGUAUGGCGGAGGUGCGCACCAAGCGUAUCCAGAAGAGGGACCACAGGCGCAAGGAGCGUGAAGUGCAGGAGCGCGCGUUUGGCAAGGAGCUCAAGGGCCGCAAGGGCAAGCCUGGAGCUCGUGCCGAGAGGAUCGCAGCCAAGAAGGCGCAGGUCAUGGAUGUGGACGCAUGA